UCUCAUGCACACUUUCUCUGUCUCUCACUCACACUCACACACAUACUUUCACACACUCACACACUCUGGGCGCUGCCAUUGGGUCACUCAUCCUCACAGCUCGGUGUGAACCAGCAGGAAUAGCCAGCAUUGACUCAACAAUGUUGGGAAAGAGAGCUUUAUCUGUGCUUCUGUUUGCUGUGGCUCUUGGAGUCUACCUCCUGCCUUCUCCCAUAGAUCCCAAACCACACAUACUGAAGGGCCCCCCCCCAGCCCUCGAGGGGCCCCUGGCCGUCAACACCCGAUUACAGAAAGGUUACAGGCUCUUUAGCGGGAAACUACACGGACCAGAGUCCUUCACUGCUGAUGAGGAGGGUAAUGUGUACACUGGAACAGUGGAUGGGAAGCUGUGGAGAAUCGGUCCAGAUGACAGCCUCACCCUCAUCACCCAGAUGGGACAGGACAUACCAGAAUGUGGCAGUAGUACAGACUAUGAGCCAGUGUGUGGCCGUCCUCACGGUGUCCGUCUGGACCGUCAUGGUCAGCUGAUAGUGGCUGACUCCUACCUGGGACUGUACAGCGUCAACCCUAAAACUGGGCACAAGACUCUGCUGCUGCCUAAUUCACAAGGUGCCGAUGGUGUCCCCUUUGCCUUUCUGAACGGCCUGGAGAUUUCCUCUCAGACUGGGAUCAUCUAUUUCACAGACUCUUCCAGUCGCUGGGGACGCCAACAUGUGAAAUUGGAGGUGAUAGAGUUGAACAGUCUGGGUCGUCUGCUGUCCUACGAUCCAGAGUCGGGGAGUGUGAGCGUCCUGCUGGACUCCCUCUACAUGCCCAACGGCAUCGUCCUGUCGCCUGAUGAACACUUCCUGCUGCUGGCAGAGACCAGCAUCGGAUGUAUACUGAGAUAUUGGCUCAAGGGUCCUAAGGCUGGCACCAAGGAGAUCGUCAUGGACAACAUGAUUGGUUACCCUGACAACAUCCGCCUGAGCGACCACGGAACAUUCCUGGUUGGCAUAACAACGCCUCGCUUCCGGAAGUUCAUGCCUCCCUUCCUGGAUAUGAUCGCCCCGUACCCAGCUGUCAAACGCUUCCUUGCUAAGGUGAUUCCUCUGAGCUGGUACAACAUCAUGCUGCCGCGCUAUGCUCUGGUUCUGGAGCUGGGAUUGGACGGCCAGGUUAUAGGAACACUCCAUGACCCCAGCGGCAGUCUGACGUGGGCCAUCAGCGAUGUCUUCCAGCACCGAGGGAGAACCUACCUGGGCAGCACCGACCUGCCCUUCCUGCCUGUCGUGGAGGAAUGGGAGAGCUGACGAGGGAGGGCGAGAACUGAACAAAAACACCUCCCAGCAAAACAAAAAGUGGUAUUAACUCACAUCUACAGCUGCCAUUUUUAAGACUUUGAGCUAACACUUUCACCUGGGGCGACACAUGGGCGCUGGCUGGUUGAGUGGUUGGUUUCAGGCUGUUCUCCUCAGGCCACCUUGCGACCUUGUGCCCGAAGUGUGGUGAAGUACAACUGAGCAAAUACAUCUCGCACUACAAUGUCAAAUUAAGACAGAUGUUAGGACAGUUAAAGGUGCAUUAAGUAUUUCCAUGACUUUUAUCAGACUGUAUUCAACAACACUGACAGGAUUUCUCACCAGACAUAAACGCCUGAUGAAAAGGUAACUUUGUGCCAUUUUUCAAAAAAAUGACUUGUUAUGGGACUGAAUUUGUAACAGAGUAAACACUGGCAUAACUCUGCAGCCCUCAUGACUGCAGUAGCACUUAAAAAAUAGAGACAUUUACUGAUUUUUAAUGUUUUUUUUUUUUUUUUUUCUUGUUUAUCUGUGUUUUUUCAAUACAACCCACACCUUAUUUUUGCAGGUUGGCACCCAGACCAAUCUACUGAAAGUUUACUGUUGUGUGGGGAGGCUAAAAGUAUGCUAACCACAGUGUUGUAUGUCACGCUGCAGGGAUCAAAACAUGUUGCCAAUGUGAAGUAGCACACAGCUUUGGGUUUUACUGAAUCUGAACCCCUUUAGACCCGUAGAGUCUAACCUGCUUUUAUAAAAUUUGAUUUUUUUAAAAGUUGAAUUAUACUUUGAAUCACUACUGGAUAAAACAUUAAGGACAAAAACACUGUAAAGGACGCUCUUAACAAAUAUUUUUUCAUGUGACAACAAAAAAUGUUAGUAUCAAUUCUGCACUGAUAAUGAGUAUUAGUCAACAACUGGAGAAAAUCAGGACUUCAGGAAAUUAGCUUUUGCCUUAGGAAGCAAAUGUGGCCGCAAUAACCUUGUGUGGGCAGUCUAUAGCGUGAAGAUUUGUACAGUUAGUCAGGUGUAAUCCCUACACACAAACACUGAGGACUUUUGACAUGUGACCCUUGUCAUGUACAUUUUUCCAUGUUCAACCAAUAAAUAAUCAGAUCUGGGAUCAGUAUGGUCAAAUCAGAGUUUAUGCUUGUGUGUAAAUUUAACGUGAGGGUUUUUCUUGUGUAUGUAUGUUCAAUUUACUUUAUGGACUAAAGCAUAUUUUAGAUGAGAAUAACAGCUGAGAUAGAUGAAAAUCACCUGAAUCCCUUAAGCACACGGAAGGAUUCAGUAUUGCUGUUUUUACAUACAGCAUCUCUUCUCUUCUCAAUAAUUUUAAAAUUAUUGUGAACACGGUAGAAAAAAAGCGAGGUGGUUAUCUAUGGCAUCCACACUAUUUAUGCAUGAAAAUUUAAUUGCCCUUUAUUUUCUCAUCAUUGACUUUUCAAAUUUGAACUAAGACAACAGGACUGCUUUGUCUUGGAUCUCAUUUUCUCAAAUGGAAAAAAAAAUGAUUGUUUUUGGUGUCCAAGUUGCCCUUUUGACAGAAACA
Myripristis murdjan (pinecone soldierfish) is the source of this 2829-nucleotide messenger RNA. RefSeq names its product adipocyte plasma membrane-associated protein. The transcript is spliced from 9 exons. Gene Ontology annotation, molecular function: hydrolase activity. Gene Ontology annotation, cellular component: endomembrane system. The record is from RefSeq and is a predicted model, not a curated record. Lineage: Eukaryota; Metazoa; Chordata; Actinopteri; Holocentriformes; Holocentridae. The coding region runs from base 141 to 1292 and encodes 383 amino acids.